AUGACAGUGAAACCGACAACGGUGGUGAUCGGGUCCGGGAUGACCGGCGGCGUACGUCCAACGGCUCACUUCGCCCACAUGGCUCCAGAUGCGCGGGAGCGCGAACAACGGCGACGAUCGAUCGUCAUCCUUUCAUUGCUGGCCGCGUGCGCCUUUCUGUUUGUGCUGUCACUCUGCCUACUGACAGCAUUAGUAAUGGUUGGUCGCAAUCUGUCAUCGCAUUCGGAUGCAGGCAGUAGCGCCGAUUUGACAGCUGCGGUACCGGUGGAUGAUAAGCAUUUGUUUAUCGACAACAAUAACAUCGAUCAUAACGCGGACAGCGGCGGUGACGGUGCAAGUGAAGAAGAACGACGCGGAGAUACGAUAAGCGAUAACGGCACCGGCCCUUAUAACCGUAGUACCAUAUUCCUCCCAAACUCAGUGUUCCACGCCGUGUCGUCAUCUACGCCUCGACCGGUCGAUCGAAUGAAUCGAGUGUUCAAAAUGGGCACGCAAGUGGUUGAGAAACUGGGCUUCCGGUUACCGCGCCAUAUUCGACCGAUGCACUACGAACUGUGGCUGCACCCCGAUUUGCAACGGGAAACGUUCGCCGGACGUGUUGGAAUCGAUCUGAAUGUGACUGAAACGACGAACUACAUUGUGCUGCACAGCAAAAAGCUAACCAUUACCGAAACCGUCCUGCAAGCGCUUGCCAAAGGAGAGGACAGUCGGGAAAUCAACAUUUCCAGGGCGUACGAGGUACCAGAGCACGAGUACUGGGUCAUCGAGACGCAGGGCGACAUCGCGGCCGGUGACUAUCGGCUGAACGUGCAGUUUAAUGGCAACCUGGCGGAUCGCAUCAUUGGAUUCUACAGCAGCAAGUACCUCGAUAAGGCAACUAACCGGACUAGGAAAAUCGCAACCUCGAAAUUUGAGCCAACUUUUGCGCGGCAAGCGUUUCCAUGCUUUGACGAGCCCCAUCUGAAGGCCGAAUAUACAAUCCACAUGGUGCAUCCGUCCGCCGAUGGCUACGCGGCAUUGUCCAACAUGAACGUUAAAGAAAUCGUCCCGGAGCAGCCUAGCGCUGGGUUGAGCACGACGACUUUCGAGCGAAGCGUCAGCAUGAGCACAUACCUGGUGGUGUUCAUUGUGAGCGAUUUCCAGUUUAAACAGGCUCAGAUUGUACCGAAGCAUGGCGAUCCCUUCUCGUUGCGUGUGUACGCGACUCCGUUCCAGCAGAGUAAUAUCGAUUUUGCGCUGGCCACCGCCCGCACGAUCAUCGAAUACUACGUGGAGUACUUUGAAAUACCGUACCCGCUGCCAAAGCUAGACAUGGCGGCCAUCCCGGACUUCGUGUCGGGCGCAAUGGAAACUUGGGGCUUGGUGACGUACCGGGAGACCUCGAUCCUGUACAACAAAGCGACGAGCAGCACGGCCAACAAGCAGCGUGUGGCGGGUGUGAUCGCACACGAGCUGGCCCACAUGUGGUUCGGCAACUUGGUCACGAUGAAGUGGUGGAACGAGCUGUGGCUAAACGAGGGCUUUGCCAGCUACAUCGAGUACAAGGGCAUGCACGCGGCGAACCCUUCCUGGGGCAUCGAGGAACAAUUCAUCAUCGAUGACUUGCACGGUGUGCUGAACUUGGACGCGACCAUCGGUUCGCAUCCGAUCGUCAUGUCGGUGGAGAACCCGAACCAGAUUACGGAGAUCUUCGACACCAUCACCUACUCAAAGGGAGCAUCGGUCAUACGCAUGCUGGAGGACUUUGUGACGCCUGCCGUCUUCAAGCAGGGCGUGACGCGUUACCUCGAGAAGCUGCAGUUCUCGAACGGGGUGUCUGAAGACUUGAUGCGCGAGCUGGAUGCGCUCGUUUCGGAUGUUAGCGUGUCGACCGUCAUGGACACUUUUACGAAGCAGAAGGGUCUCCCAGUAGUAACGGUCGAGGAAAAUGCUUUGCAAUACGUGUUGCGGCAGCAGCGCUUCCUUGCUGACAAGAACGCGAAUGAGACCGAAGAGUCACCGUUCGAUUAUCGCUGGUAUAUACCGAUCACGUAUCAGUUUUUCGGUAGCGGGUCCAAUUUGGACGAACCGCCCCGUCGCGUUUGGUUCGCAAAUGAUAAGGAUAUUGUAGUGAUCGACAAACUGGAGGGUGCCUCUUUGGUGAAGCUCAAUUAUCGCCAGAUCGGUUACUACCGGGUGAACUAUCCGGUGGAGAUGUGGCAGCAGUUCGGGGAGACCCUACUCAACGAGCGGAACUCAUUCACGAUCGGCGAUCGUACUGGGCUGCUGAAUGAUGCCUUUGCAUUGGCUGAUGCUUCCAUGUUGCCGUACAACAAUGCACUGGAUCUGACGCGCUAUCUGCGGCAGGAAACAGAGUACGUACCAUGGGCUGCUAUUGCGAGCAAGUUGAAGAACAUCCGUAGCCUGUUAUACAAUUCCAACUCGUACGACGACAUUACGAAAUACACACAAUCGUUGGUGUCAGACGCGGUUACAAAUGUGGGUUGGAACCCGGUGGAUGAUGAGCACAUGGAAAAUCUUCUCCGGACGACGAUCCUUGAUCUUGCGUGUUCCUUCGGUCACGCCGGAUGUAUGGCUGCUGCUGGUGAGCGCUUCCAGAGCUGGCUGUUUGAGAAACAAACUAUCCAUCCGGAUAUUCGGUCGAUCGUGUACACGUUCGGUAUUCAGUCCAAUGUUACCGUUGCCGACUGGGAGAACGUACUCGAGCGGUUCCGACAGGAGAACGACGCAAACGAAAAGACGAAACUGAUGGUCGCACUCGCUUCCUAUCCUGACCAGCGCACCAUGCGCCGAUUCCUGGAUCUGUCCUGGGAUACGGAACUGAUCCGAACGCAGGACCAGCUAAGCUGCAUACAGUACAUUGCCGCGAAUCGGCACGGCGAACAGGCUGCCUGGGAACACGUGCGCGAAAAUUGGCCCCGAUUGGUUGCCCGGUUCGGUAUUGGCGAGCGUAACCUUGGCCGCAUGAUUCCGUCGGUGACGGGACGCUUUACGACGCGGGUUCGCCUGACGGAGCUGGAAGACUUUUUCGCUCGCUACCCGGAGGCGGGAGCAGGUGCCGCAGCUCGGCGCCAGGCGAUCGAGACCAUCGAAAACAACAUCAGUUGGUUGGAGAGAAACGAAGCGAUUGUAGCCAAUUGGUUGAAGGAAGCGAAUGCGUAGUUAGUUGGGCCCGUUCGCUCGACCGUUCAAUAGUUUUAUCGUUUAAUUGUGCUCUAAGAGAGUAAAAUACAGGUACGCUGUUUGCAUUUUUGUUUUGGA
Messenger RNA from Anopheles nili, 3261 nucleotides. RefSeq names its product glutamyl aminopeptidase-like. The record is from RefSeq and is a predicted model, not a curated record. The coding region runs from base 1 to 3162 and encodes 1053 amino acids. Gene Ontology annotation, molecular function: peptide binding; metalloaminopeptidase activity; zinc ion binding. Gene Ontology annotation, biological process: proteolysis; peptide catabolic process. NCBI's taxonomy places the organism in Eukaryota, Metazoa, Arthropoda, Insecta, Diptera, Culicidae. The transcript is spliced from 4 exons. Gene Ontology annotation, cellular component: cytoplasm.